This is a messenger RNA of Fusarium venenatum, 936 nucleotides long. RefSeq lists its product as uncharacterized. Gene Ontology annotation, cellular component: intracellular anatomical structure. The record is from RefSeq and is a predicted model, not a curated record. Gene Ontology annotation, molecular function: oxidoreductase activity, acting on NAD(P)H, oxygen as acceptor. Lineage: Eukaryota; Fungi; Ascomycota; Sordariomycetes; Hypocreales; Nectriaceae.
AUGCCUCCUGGAAAUCCUCCCAAACGAUCGUAUUCUCGCACCGAUGCUGCCGUCCGCGUCGAGUAUCCCGAGCACCAUGAACUUCCCGCCAGCAAGCCCUUGAUUGGCCAAGGAGGACAGUUUUCCAAACCCACCCUAGCUUCCCUUUCUCUCGAGGGCAAGACAAUUGUCAUAACCGGGGGUGCAAGAGGCCUCGGGCUAGUCAUGGGACAGGGUGUGGUCUACUCAGGUGCUGAUCUAGCGAUCGUCGAUUUAAACAAGGACGAAGCCCAGUCUCAAGUAGGCCAAUUGACAGAUGCUUUCAAGAAAGAGAACCCAAACAGCGAGACAAUCCCGAGAGUCACUGCUCACUAUGCAGACGUCUCUGACCCUGACUCUGUAACAAACUGUAUCGCCGAGAUCCUCAACAUUCAUCAUAAGAUCGAUGGUCUAGUCACGUCGGCUGGCUUCACGGAGAAUUUCGAGGCAAUCAACUAUCCCAUCGAUCGUAUGCGCAAGUUGUGGGGUGUUAAUGUUGACGGUACUUACCUCUUUGCAGUUGCAGUUGCCAAACAUCUCAUGGAACGCCAGGUACCUGGUAGUAUCGUGGUUAUUGGAAGCAUGUCUGGUGCUAUUGUCAAUGUUCCACAGCCACAGGCACCAUAUAACGCGGCCAAGGCAGCUGUUCGUCACCUGGCUGCUUCCCUCGCAGUAGAGUGGGCUCACGCUGGAAUCCGAGUCAACUGUAUCUCUCCUGGCUACAUGUUGACUGCUCUAACGCAGAAGAUUCUGAACGAUAACCCAGAUAUCGAGAGGACCUGGACAUCUCUUAUUCCUCAGGGACGUAUGGGACUACCUCAAGAUCUGAUGGGUCCUGUGACCUUUUUGUUGUCAGAUGCGUCUUCUUACAUGACUGGGGCAGAUCUUAGAGUAGAUGGAGGAUAUACUGUGACCUAG